Messenger RNA from Balaenoptera musculus (blue whale), 1173 nucleotides. RefSeq names its product phosphatase, orphan 2 (gene PHOSPHO2). The record is from RefSeq and is a predicted model, not a curated record. Gene Ontology annotation, molecular function: phosphatase activity. Bases 440 to 1165 code for a protein of 241 amino acids. The transcript has 4 exons. Lineage: Eukaryota; Metazoa; Chordata; Mammalia; Artiodactyla; Balaenopteridae.
CAGGCGUCUGGAGUGGGCCGGAGGACAGAGCCCGCGGAAGCGGCGCCGAGGCCAGAACGGCUGCGGGUCUCUGGCCUGGGUCAGUGACGAGCCCUGGGACCCGGCUGGGCCCGGCCUGGUGCUCCCAUCGGCAUCCAACGUGCGCCUCCCGGGGAACGACACCCGACUAGGUCCCUGCCCCUGGUUUCGGGAUGUACCCGGCAGGUUUUCUAUCAGAUGAUCCAUCGUAAUAAUGCUGGAGUUAAGAAGUCUCCAUUCCUUUGCUUGGAACCAGAAGACUUUUUCCCCUGCAUAUAGAGUAGGAGUAAUGUUGGUUAGAAACUGGCUGGUGUUUAAAACUGAAGAUUGUCAUGACUGUUUAACCUAAGCUCCAUGCUGAAGUAAGAUUAAUUGUCUUGGAAAUACUAAAUUGGGGUAACCCAAAUCUGUUUCUGGAGCCAUGAAAAUUUUGUUGGUUUUUGACUUUGACAAUACAAUCAUAGAUGAUAAUAGCGAUACCUGGAUUGUACAAUGUGCUCCAGAGAAAAAGCUUCCUAUUGAACUACAAGAUUCUUAUGAAAAAGGAUUUUGGACAGAAUUUAUGGGCAGAGUCUUUAAGUAUUUGGGAGAUGAAGGUGUAAGAGAAGAUGAAAUGAAAAGAGCAAUGAUAUCAAUACCUUUCACUCCAGGGAUGGUGGAACUUUUAAACUUUAUAAGAAAGAACAAGGAUAAAUUUGACUGCAUCAUUAUUUCAGAUUCAAAUUCAGUCUUCAUAGAUUGGGUUUUAGAAGCUACCAAUUUUCAUGACGUGUUUGAUAAAGUCUUUACAAAUCCAGCAGCUUUUGAUAGCGAUGGUCAUCUCACUGUGGAAAAUUAUCAUGCUCAUUCUUGCACUAGGUGCCCCCCUAAUCUUUGCAAAAAUGUAGUUUUGGUAGAAUUUGUAGGUAAACAGUUACAACGAGGAGUGAAUUAUACACGAAUUGUUUAUAUAGGUGAUGGCGGAAACGAUGUGUGCCCAGUAACCUUUUUAAAGAAGAAUGAUGUUGCAAUGCCACGGAAAGGAUAUACUUUACAGAAAACUCUUUCUAGGAUGUCUCAAAAUCUUGAGCCUAUGGAGUCUUCUGUUGUAUCUUGGUCUUCAGGUGUUGAAAUUAUUUCUCAUUUACAAUUUCUAAUAAUGGAGUAAUAUGCCAA